Molecule: messenger RNA, 1187 nt
Organism: Medioppia subpectinata
Lineage: Eukaryota; Metazoa; Arthropoda; Arachnida; Sarcoptiformes; Oppiidae
Source: the annotation of a GenBank genome assembly
GUUUUUGAAGAGAAAACACAUGUUUUGCUCACAAAUGCCAUCAAAAACAUUGCAUUCAAUCAUUCAAUGCAUUCAAUUAUGAAUAAGUUUCGCCACUUUUUCCAUCAAAAGUUUACUCUUCAUUAUCAUCUGAUUUAACAGUAAAAUUAAUGUCACUCUCAUCUGAUCCCAAACCACACACACCACGCAAUUCAAUAGCCAUCGACACGAAGAAAAUCCGUUUCAAUCGUCACAACGAUUUGGUUAUUAUCGACGAAACAGUUUUCGCAGAUUUAGUCGCCGGAAAUGACACGAAUCCGAGCGAAGAGCUGAUCGACGAGUUGUGUCUCAAACUCAAGUGCAAACGACUGGCCGUCAAGAACCGCAUCUCUUCGGAUGACUUCCGCACACCUAAUGUCCGACUCGUUAGAGGACACGACUUAUGGGUCACUCAUAAAGACAACGGAAUUGUCUAUAGUCUGGAUGUGAGUAAAUGUAUGUUCAGUUUUGGUAAUAUCAACGAGAAGUUACGGGUCUCGCGACUCGACUGCACCGGUGAGACAGUCGUGGAUCUGUUCGCAGGGAUCGGUUACUUUACGCUCGUGUUUGCCGUUCACUGUCGCCCAGAACUGAUCCAUUCGUGUGAAUGGAAUCCAAACGCCGUCGAAGCCCUCCGAAGAAACCUCGAACUCAAUCGAGUGUCCCAUAAAUGUGUCGUCCAUUUCGGCGACAAUAGACUCCUGUGUCCGGUCGGUGUCGCCGAUCGGGUCUAUAUGGGACUCAUACCGACCUCAUUGGACAGCCUUCGGGUGGCCUGUCGUGCGCUGAACAUAAAGAGCUCAAAACUUAUUUUACAUAUUCAUGAAAAUGUUUCACACUUUGGCUCUAAAGACAAAACCGACAAAACUCAGCGUUGGCGCAAACAAAUGGGCAGUUGUAUUGGCCGAUGCGUUUGCGAAGCGGGCAAAUGCUUUUGCUGUGAUUGUGUCAUAUUUGGCACCAAUUUAAGGGAUACCAUCACUAGAAGACACAGACGUACAAAGCCUUCGCAGACAUUCUCGUUGAGACGACAGAGUUCUUCGGCGACCAUUGAAUUCGAGAAUCUUAUGUUUGAAUUCAAUCUUCCCGAAUCGUCCAAUUCUAUGAUCCAAAUGCAACCAACGAGUGUCAGUUCUUGGCUCACAUUGAAAGACGACUCCAAACAAAAA